Molecule: messenger RNA, 1363 nt
Organism: Drosophila busckii
Lineage: Eukaryota; Metazoa; Arthropoda; Insecta; Diptera; Drosophilidae
Gene: Theg
Exons: 4
Coding region: 54-1112 (352 amino acids)
Source: RefSeq, a predicted model, not a curated record
AAAAAAAAUAUAUAUAUAUUAAAAUUAAUUAAGUGAUAUUGCAUAAAUUCAAAAUGACCAUCAAACGUUUAAAGUGUGACUUGAGUCCCCAGGUAACCACUUGCCUCAAACUUGAUGACUAUGUGCGGCCCGACUGCUGCCAGAUACGAAAGCCCAUACCCUACGAUGCAGAAUGCUUCCUGAGUGAUAUCGGGAAGGAGCUGAAUCAGCUCUACGAUCGCCACAAUCGCAUGUUUGUCAAGCGUAAGCGAAUAAUGGAACUGUCCAUACCCAGAGUGCGCCAGUGUCGAUUUGUGCCCAAGUGCUCUUGUCCGUUUACAAAAAAUAUCGAAAUAGUGCCAGCGCAGUUUCCCGUCUACACGCGUACCGAGCAAUUGGCCUUGCCCACAGUAAGACGACUGACUUACCGUAGACAGGAUGCCAUUAGCAAGGGCGAUAAGAUCGGUGAAAGCAUAUUGAACCGUUGGCUUCGCUAUAGCAUUUUGUCAUUGUACAGUCGGCUGGGCAAUGUGCAGCCAAUGAAAAAGCCCAUUAAGAAGAAGAAGCAAACCAGAAAGCAAAAGAUACGACAUGCUGAAUACAUAUCCAAACUGGCGGUGCCAAAGGUGCCACUCAAGCCACCAAAGCCCGAACGCAAAGCGGGUCAGAUUAAUGAGCGCCGCAUUAAGAAGCUGUCGCGUCCCAAAACUUAUGUGGAGGAUAUUAAGCCUGACUGGGAGUUUACAAAGGGCAUGCGCAAGUAUAAGGCGUCGGAUCGUAUCAAGAUUAUAUCAACACCAGUUGAUCGUCCCAAUGUGCACGUCAAUGAGAAUCCAGGGAAAAUAUCGCCCAAUGCGCUUAAAUAUAAACCGAGCGAGCGCAUCAAGGAGAUGUCGGAGCCUUUGGCUUCGCAUGAUGCGAAUGCGGGUCUUGUCGAUAUCAAGGACGAUCCUUUUGCCAUUUCACCCAAUGCGCUCAAAUACAAGAUCACGUCGCGCAUGAAGGAGUUGGCCGAGCCAAAGGAGUUCGAAAAUACACACAUACGCGAAAAUCCUUUUGCCAUCUCGCCAGCAGCGCUAAAGGCCAAGGCCUCGCCACGUUUGAUCGAACUGGCCAAGCCGAAGGGCUCGUAGCAUAUUGUCUAAUUAUUUGGUUCUUUGUCGUUUGGCUUACUGUAAAAUAUAUUGUACCUUUAACAAAUGUAUUUAAUUUAUUUGAAUUUUGUUUAUUUGUCGCCAUUACAGUGAACACUUGUGAUACCAUUGAAUUCGUUAUCAAAUUAACAUAAACUAUGAGUUGUUGAUUGCAAAGUAUGAUCGCAUUGUAAGUUUCUUUUUUUUUUCUUUGUGUGGCACAAAAUAAUAAUACGCAUUAAAAAUACAAA